Aspergillus wentii DTO 134E9 is the source of this 708-nucleotide messenger RNA. Its product is annotated as lysozyme. The coding region runs from base 1 to 708 and encodes 235 amino acids. Gene Ontology annotation, molecular function: lysozyme activity. Lineage: Eukaryota; Fungi; Ascomycota; Eurotiomycetes; Eurotiales; Aspergillaceae. The transcript has 2 exons. The record is from RefSeq and is a predicted model, not a curated record. Gene Ontology annotation, biological process: carbohydrate catabolic process; peptidoglycan catabolic process; cell wall macromolecule catabolic process.
AUGAAGCUCUCCGCCAUUGCCUCUGUCGCUGCCAUCUCUGGCCUCAGCCAGGCUCUUCCUCAACUCGAGACCCGAGCAGACACUGUCCAAGGAUUCGACAUUUCCAACCACCAGGCCAAGGUCGACUUUGCUGCGGCCUACAAGGACGGCGCUCGCUUCGUCGUGUCCAAGGCAACUGAAGGAACCGGCUUCACCGACGACUACUACAAGUCUCACACCAAGGAAGCCACCGAAGCCGGUCUGAUCCACGGUGCCUACCACUUUGCCCGCCCCGACAAGUCCUCCGGCAAAGCCCAGGCCGUGUACUUUAUCAAGAACGGCGGCGACUGGAAGGAUGACGGCAAGACUCUCCCGGGAAUGCUCGACAUCGAGUACAAUCCCUACGGGCACACCUGCUAUGACCUCAGCGACGAAAAGAUGGUCGCCUGGAUCGAGGACUUUGUCUCGACCUACCACGAGCAGACCAAGCGGUACCCGUUGCUCUACACCACGGCCGACUGGUGGAACAAAUGCACGGGAAACAGCAAGAAGUUUGCCGACACGCCCUUGGUUCUGGCGUCGUACAGCAGCUCACCUCCCAAGACUAUUCCCGGUAGCUGGGAGACGUACACCAUCUGGCAGAACUCGAACAAGUACAAGCAUGGUGGCGAUUCGGAUCUGUUCAAUGGGGGAUUGGGGCAGUUGAAGAAGAUUGUCAGUGGGAAGUGA